Messenger RNA from Plectropomus leopardus (leopard coralgrouper), 1161 nucleotides. Its product is annotated as G protein-coupled receptor 20. Gene Ontology annotation, cellular component: plasma membrane. NCBI's taxonomy places the organism in Eukaryota, Metazoa, Chordata, Actinopteri, Perciformes, Serranidae. Gene Ontology annotation, molecular function: G protein-coupled receptor activity. The record is from RefSeq and is a predicted model, not a curated record. Gene Ontology annotation, biological process: phospholipase C-activating G protein-coupled receptor signaling pathway; positive regulation of Rho protein signal transduction.
AUGGAGAGCCUUCUCACCAACAUCAGCUCCCCCUCCACCACAGAGCCCCUCCGGCCUCUCCUGACCCCUGACCCAACAAACUGUAGCACGUGGGACCAGCGGUGGGGGGCACCAUACCUGCACAGGUUAGCCCACCUGGAUGUGCAGCUGUACCAAGACUUCUACGCUGUAUGGAUCUCUCUCAUGGUGUGUAACUGUCUGAUGUUGGUGGUCGGUGUGGUUCUCAACAGCCUGGCUCUCUACGUCUUCUGUGGAGCCUCCACCCACUCCUCAGCCUCUGUGGUUUACACCAUAAACCUCGCUGUGGCUGACCUGCUGGUGGCGCUGUCACUGCCUGCUCGCAUUGCUCUGUACCACAGUGGGGGGCGCUGUGUGGCCUGCUCCUACGUUCAUACGUUCAGCUACUUUGUUAACAUGUACUGUAGUAUACUUUUUCUCACAAGUAUCUGUAUAGAUCGGUACCUCGCUGUCGUCCAUGCGUCCAGUACUCUCCACCGGUGCAGGACUAUGGGAACAGCCAAGUGUGUCAGCGCCACAGUUUGGUUCAUUGCAGUAGUGGUCACCUACUCUUUCCAGACCACUGCGUUGGAGUUCAGCUCUUCCUGUGUGCUCCUUCCCGCCCUCUUCUACCUCACCAUCCUGGAGUUCGUGCUCCCCCUGCUCGCUGUGGUGGGCUUCACUCUGCGGGUUGCUUGUUUUCUCUCCUCCAGUCACGGCCUGAUGCCCCAGCAGAGCAGGGCGAGGAGGGCGCGUGCUGUCAGGCUGCUGGCCACCGUCCUGGUGGUCUUCACCAUCUGCUUCACGCCAUUCCACGUCCGGCAGGUGCUGGUUUACUUCCGCGUCAAAGUCAGAGGGGAGGGGUUUGCGCAGGGGGCGGGGCAUGUUCUUGCUUAUCAUAUUACAGUUACCCUGAGCAGCCUGAACAGCUGCUUGGAUCCAGUGGUUUACUGCUUUGUGACGGACAGCUUCAAAAGAGUGUGGAGGACGAGGAGGGGUGUGAGGGAGGGGGACGGGGAGGCGGGACACACAAGUGGGGGAGAAGGGGAGAGAAAUUCAGUGAAUAAAUGUCCGGGGACAGCACUGGCAAUAGCUCACAGUGUGGCCACACUCACCCUCACAAGCUCUCCCCUCUCUGCAGCCAACAUGGAACAGUCCACUUGA